CAGGACGACAGAUUACGUUGAGGAAUAGCGCAACGAGCUAGAGGCUCUGGGGUCUAUCUACCCUGACUUCUUCAUAGGGGACCAUAUGGGGACCAUAUGCAGUACCAGGUAUUGAACCUGUGUUGGCUGUGUGCAAGUAUUAUCAGAAAAUCCACCCAGCUUCACUAUUACUGUGGCAUCUGAGGCUGGAGAAAAUGAUGAAACUGUUCAAACUACCAUCAAGUUUACAUAUAGUGAAAAAUACUCAGAUGAAGGCCCCCUUUAUGAAAUGUUCUCCCAGGAAAAUCUAGAAGAUAAUGAUGUCUCAGACAUUUUAAAAUUAUUAGAAUUACAGGCAGAAGAAAACCUUGGUAUGGUAAUGAUCUUCACCUUAGUGACAGCUGUGCAAGAAAAAUUUAGUGAAAUAGUAGAUCAAAUAAAAACUAGAAGAGAAGAAAAGAAACAAAAAGAAAAGGAAGCAGAAGAAGCUGAAACGCAAUUAUUUCAUGGCACUCCCGUUAAAAUCGAGAAUUUCUUAAGUUGGAAGGCCAAAUUUGAUGCACAACUCUUAGACAUUAAAAAGAAACAAAUGAAAGAAGAAGAGCAAGCAGGAAAAAAUAAAUUAAGUGGGAAACAGCUAUUUGAAACAGAUAAUAAUCUUGACACGUCUGUUAUCCAGGUCUUAGAGGAUGCUGGAAGCAGUGUGGAGGUAGAUGAGUCUUUGUUCCAGAAAAUGGAUGACUUGGAAUUGGAUGAUGAUGAUGAUGAUGAUCCAGACUACAAUCCAGCUGACCCAGAGAGUGAUUUGACUAAUAGACUACUCUGAAGACAGGCUUGACUGCCACAGCAUCUGUGGCUAUUCUUAGAGGGUGUUGAUUUUUCUUUCUUCUUAUCUAAGAAAAAAUAAUUUUCAGGAGACUAUUCUUCAGAGAGCUUUCAUCAUGGAACUUAAUAAAAUGAGCU
Molecule: messenger RNA, 942 nt
Organism: Sorex fumeus (smoky shrew)
Lineage: Eukaryota; Metazoa; Chordata; Mammalia; Eulipotyphla; Soricidae
Product: RWD domain-containing protein 1-like
Exons: 1
Coding region: 269-805 (178 amino acids)
Biological process (GO): cytoplasmic translation
Molecular function (GO): protein binding
Source: RefSeq, a predicted model, not a curated record